Messenger RNA from Sesamum indicum (sesame), 905 nucleotides. Its product is annotated as transcription factor MYB27. Lineage: Eukaryota; Viridiplantae; Streptophyta; Magnoliopsida; Lamiales; Pedaliaceae. The record is from RefSeq and is a predicted model, not a curated record. Gene Ontology annotation, biological process: regulation of DNA-templated transcription. Gene Ontology annotation, cellular component: nucleus. Gene Ontology annotation, molecular function: sequence-specific DNA binding; DNA-binding transcription factor activity.
GUCAUGCAGGAAGUCGAGCUGCGUAAAGGGCCUUGGCUCGAAGAGGAGGAUGAACAGCUAGCUUCUGCUGUAGCUGUUUUGGGGGAAAGAAGAUGGGAUGCAUUAGCAAAAGCAUCAGGUUUGAAGAGGAGUGGGAAGAGUUGCAGGCUGCGGUGGAUGAAUUAUCUACGUCCCAAUCUCAAGCAUGGCAACAUUUCUGCUGAAGAAGAGCGCGUUAUCAUCGAACUGCACGAGAAAUGGGGCAAUAAGUGGUCGAGGAUUGCCCGGAGACUGCCUGGAAGAACAGACAAUGAGAUUAAGAACUACUGGAGAAGUUACUUGAAGAGAAAACAUCUAGUUCUGGAGAAAGGAUGUUUGAAUAGAAACAUGAAUAAUACAUCUGGUGAUACUUCACUGACAUCAGAAUGUGGCACGGCAAGUCCAUGUUCAACCGACCAUGCAUGCUUCUUGUUUAAGGAUGAAAUUUUCGGACUGUCUGGUGAUUCAUCUGAUGCACUCGAGGUUUUAAGUUUGACACGUUCACCUUAUGAGACGAGAUUGACAGAAUGGAUGUCGAACUGGCCUCCUGAUCAUAUACGUAAAAUGGAACCUAAAGAAGAAUACUAUGACGAGUUUUACACUCCAGAAUGGAUCAAUGGUGACUACAGUACUAACAGUACAUGGGAAUUUUCUUUGUGGGAUGGGGAAUGAGCUUUCAGUAGUUAAUUGUUGUACAAGAGCUAAAAAGAAGACAGUUUUCUGGGUUGAAAGUAUAUUAAUGCACAUAAACAUUACAAGCAGAUGGUCUGCAGCUUCAGUUGUCUGAGAUUAAUGAAGUUACCUUUCAGUUUGCAUUGAUAAUGAUGUAACCUUAAGCACACCGAGACUUGCACCCUGGAAACUGUUGGUAUAAUAGAAUGCAAGAU